Messenger RNA from Cuculus canorus (common cuckoo), 6790 nucleotides. RefSeq names its product SPT2 chromatin protein domain containing 1 (gene SPTY2D1). NCBI's taxonomy places the organism in Eukaryota, Metazoa, Chordata, Aves, Cuculiformes, Cuculidae. Gene Ontology annotation, cellular component: nucleolus. Gene Ontology annotation, molecular function: DNA binding; histone binding. The record is from RefSeq and is a predicted model, not a curated record. The transcript has 6 exons. Gene Ontology annotation, biological process: regulation of DNA-templated transcription; nucleosome assembly. The coding region runs from base 78 to 2228 and encodes 716 amino acids.
GCGGAGCGGGGCGGGGGACGGAACGGGCGGUGGAGCGGGGAGCGGAGGAGACGCUUUACCCCGUCCCCGAGGCGGCCAUGGAUUUCCGCGAUAUUCUCGUGAUGGCCUCGGAGCAGCAGGGGCUGAACGCGGUGCCGAAAAGGUACAGUUUGGCUGUUGGUCCUCCUAAAAAGGUUCCAAAAGUCAAGGGUGUAGAGUCUGCAGCAGUGCAAGCAUUUCUCAGACGGCAAGAAGAAGAGAAAAGAAAAAAAGCACUGGAAGAAAGAAGAAAGAAAGAACAACUCUUGGCUAGACGUAUUGAACUGAAACAUGACAGAAAGGCAAGAGCUAUGGCCUCACGAACAAAGGAUAAUUUUUAUGGCUAUAAUGGCAUUCCUGUUGAAGAGAAGCCUAAAAAGAGGAGGACUUGUGAGAAUGUUGCUCAGGCCUCAGAGGCUGAGUAUGCAGCAGAAGAUGAAACUGAGCAACUUGAAUACAGUCAGACAGAAUCUGAGCAUGAGCAAGAAGAAUAUGAAGAGAAACCAUCCAAAGUUGCAGUGAAACCAAAGGCAGCUCCCAAAAGUGCACCAGCACCUCUGAACUUCGCAGAGCUCUUAAAGCUUGCUGAGAAAAAACAAUACGAACCAGUGGAAAUAAAAGUGGUGAAAAAGGUAGAAGAGAGACCAAGAACAGCAGAAGAAUUGAGAGAGAGAGAGUAUUUGGGACGCAAAAACAGAGUAGAAAUGCAUAAGAAAAGUGAAAAGGAGCUUAAGAAUAUGGGGACAUCAAGUUCUUCAAAAAAAGUGACUUCUCAGAGAGAACCUGUAAAUGCCAAACUUAAUAAAAGCUCAGUAAAUAAACAUUCCACACCAAAAGGCAGUGUGUCUUCUUUGAGUGGUACUGAUAAGAAAUCCAAAGCACCAGCACUGACUGAAAAACACUCACAGUCAUCAUCUUCUAGAGUAGAUCAAAUGGAAAAAACUUCACAAAAUGGCUCCUUAAAAAGCUCUUCUGGUAGCACUCAUAGUAAACUGCCUGUCAACGGUACUGGAAGGUCUGUCUCAAGCUCCCAUGUGCCACCCUCAAAGCCAGCAGCCAGUGGGGCUCAGAGGCUGCCAUCUUCUAAAGAAUCCAGCCUGAAAAAGUCUGCCCAUAUGAAAUCAGGAAGUGCUGCACCCCUUCAGCAUGGGAUCAACUCGAACGCAAAGCGAUCAGGCAGCAGCUUAGGAAAAGGAGGACCAGGACAUCCAGGCAUCGGUUCAAGUGCAGGACCUGGGCGAUCAAGCAGCAAUUCUGGUGUGGGACCUGGAAGGCCAGGACUUGGGCGACUGGAUAGCAGCUCAGCUGCAGGACCUGGAAGGCCAGGCAGCAACUCAAGCUCAGGACCUGGGCGACUGGGUGGUGGCUCAGGCAUGGGACCUGGAAGGCCAGCUGGCAGCUCAAGCAUGGGACCUGGACGGCCAGGCAGCAGCUCGGGCACUGGACCAGGAAGACCAGGCAGCAGCACAAAUGCAGGACCUGGGCAACCAGGCAGCAGCAUGGGUACAGGACCAGGAAGGCCAGGAGUCAGCGCAAGUACUGGACCAGGAAGGCCAAGCAGCAGCUUGGGAGCAGGACCAGGAAGGCCAGGAAUCAGUCCAAGCACAGGUGCCAAGCGACCAGGCAGCAGCUUGGGAACAGGACCAGGAAGGCCAGGCACCAGCCCAAGCACAGGACCUGGGCGACCAGGCAGUGGCCUGGGGACAGGACCAGGAAGGCCAGGCACCAGCCCAAGCACAGGACCUGGGACAACUGUGAAACCGAAGUGUACUGUUGUAUCAGAAACCAUUUCUUCUAAAAACCUAGUCACAAGACCUAGCAAUGGACAGAUAAAUGGAAUGAGGUCUUUUCAAGGCCAUAGACCUGGGCUCCAUCCACAAGGUCUUGGAAGACUGCCUGUUGGUUACAAGAGACAAAUAGAAGAUGAUGAUGAUGAAUAUGACUCUGAAAUGGAUGACUUCAUUGAGGAUGAAGGAGAACCCCAAGAAGAAAUAUCAAAACAUAUUCGGGAAAUAUUUGGCUAUGACCGGAAAAGAUACAAAGAUGAAAGUGAUUAUGCCUUACGUUACAUGGAGAGCAGCUGGAGAGAGCAACAGAAAGAAGAAGCUAGAAGCUUGAGACUUGGUGUUCAGGAGGACUUAGAAGAAUUGAGACGGGAAGAAGAAGAAUUAAAACGCAAGAGGCAGUCUAAGAAGCUGAGGACACGUUAACUGACUUAUGGUGUUGACUUUGUUCAUGUUCUGCUACCCUCUGCCUCCAUACAUCUGUUACUCUACUUCAGUUUCCAUUUGCUUGUUAGAGGGCAAAAGAAUAUUUAAAGGGAUUAAAGUACUGAAAAGCAAGGCUUUAGCUUGACCUAAAUAAGAUAUUUAUUUUUAAUACUUGCCAGGGUUGUUUUUUUAUGAAGAAAUUAAUGCACUAAUGCAUAUUGGGUGGAAUGAAAUUAGAUGUUUCCAUCAAUUAAACCAGUUCAAGAUGCCAGCAGAAAUAUUGACUAGCUAUGCACUGACUUGGAACACCAUGGGCCCACGUACCAGUAAACCAAUUUUGCAUUCGCUUGAGAGAGAGGAACAGUGGUCUUGUUCCCUAAUAUUUCUUGUCUUAGAAAUUGCUUUCUAUGCUAUUGUCUCCCAACUUAAGCCUCCAAGUAUUGAAAUGUCAUCUUCUGUCCAGAAGCAGCUUGGGUGUAAAUUCAGCCAUUGCCACAGAUGUUCAAAGCAAUAAAGUGCUGCAUAUUUUCUCAUUUGAGGACCCAUAAAAAUAAUUCGAAGCUUUUUAUUUCUAAACAGAAAAGUGCAUGUCAUUUGCAAAUUUUACAGUUAUAGAUAUAGCGAAAAGGUUAUGUUGACUUUUGCUAUGUCUGGAUUUCCAAUGCCAAUCAGAAUGAUAAAAAGAUACACUGAAAAUGGGAGUUUCUAGUGUUUUUAUUUAACUUGUGCAUUUGGCUCAGGCAAAUGCUUGGGAACUCUUUACCUGCCCUGUAAAAGUUGACAUUUGUUUAACAGCUUUUGCUGCUUUUACAGAUCAUGUAUGGUGCACGUGUUUUUUCUUGCAUUAAACAUCUGAUGUGUUAAAUGGUUUAAAAUGUGGAGCAGUCAUUUAUCUGGUUAGGUUUACUAUUUAGAAAGCACAUCAGAUUAAGUUUUGUUACAAUGUAUUUGCAGCUCUUUAUUAACUUCAUUUUAACUAGUUAAUACUUGUAAUUAAUUUCAUAAAACCAAAAAUCUAAAAUGUUACAUAUAGCAGGGGAGUUAAUUCAGUUACCUUAAUACCCAUAUUUGCACAUUAUUUCUAACUAUGCACUUAGCGUGUUUCUUUCAGUAACUGAAUUUGUUUACAAUCAGCACAGGGUUUGUGUAAUUCUGCAGGAGUUGUAACGAGAGUCUGAGGUUUGAAUCUGGUGUUGCAUCUACUUUGAUGUCCCCAGGCUGCCCUUCAAAGCUCACCAGUAUCACUAGUCGGCUUUGCCUGAAGCUCCAGGACUCCACUGAUAAUACCUCUGGAUUCAGCUGCUGGGGCUAUUAUGUUUUUAUGCUGGAACUACUUGGAAAACUACAAAAAGGGCUUUGGAUGUUGGGAAGUAAAGGAAUGAAAAUGAAAAAAUUGCCUUGUAGAAAAACAACCAAGAAACCUUUCCUAUCAGGGUGCUUCUAGGGAGCAGUUCAGAUAUCCUGUAAGGAACAAUCUUGGAAGCUGCUGAAGUUUAAACAUCUGACUCUUAAUGUAAGAAGAAACAGAUUUGCCUUUUUAAGCUGUUUUCUGUCAAUGGUGUAGCAUUUCACUGCCUCAGUAAAACACUGACAUGGGUAAGCUAUUGGCAUAGAUUCUGUAAAUUAAUUCAGUAUUACCUGACAGGGAGCCCAGGUUAAGAUACCAUCGCUGCUCUCUCUGUAUUUUUAACUUCCUAUAUUAACUAUGAAAACCUGUUUCUCAGUGUAAGCACUUGAGAUCAUGCAAGAUGGUGUAACUUCAUGGCUUGUCUAGAAGUGUUGUAUUCAUUCUGCUUUAUUGGGACCAUCUAAAAUUUUCUGUUGUAACUCCUAGAAUUAUCCAUUCAAGACAAUGAACACUGGGACCAUGAUCAAGUUGCUGGGUAAUUUUACUUUUUAAUGCUUUUUUAGCUGGGGAGACGCUCUAGAUAUGUCAACUGUGAACACCUUCCUGCCUAGUUGGGAAAAGUUUGUCAUAAAAUAAAAGAAAUAUAUUAAUUCAAAAUUGCUUCAGUUGGGAAUUAAAUCUGCAUUUUGGAUAAUACAGGUUAAAUAACUUGAUCAUCUCACCACUUUCAGAUUAUAUAGCUGUGCACGAUCAGUAAAAUGUCUUGAUCUGUAAAGCACUUUGUCUUUUGUCUUUUAGAUGGUGACUGGAAUGUACUCUGCUAGCCUCCUUAAGGCACUGUUUCUUCAUACAGUGAUCAUUGCUGAAUUUUUUCCAUUUCAUAGGAAAAAUUAUUCAAGGACAUUUGUAAUUUUACAGUCAAGAAGUACUUUCUCAUAAUUGGCACGGGAUGCUAAUGGUUUUCAAAUUUUGUACAAAUGUUUAGGUUUUAAUGUGCUUACAUUUGCUGCAUAUUUGUAAAUCUGCUAGGAAGUAACUAAAUUUUUGUGGGUUUAAUUCCCGACCUUGUAUCCAAAAAUGUUUACUGUUUGCCAAUUUAAUAGUGUUAAUCUAAUGAGAGUACUUCAGCACUUGUCCAAAGUGCAUCUGAAUUUGAGGUUAAGGAAAACUGUAGGAAUGCUUCUAUUGGUUUAUGAGGAUCUGAUGUUAAGCUAAUGAUUUAAUUGUAUUCAAUGGAAUUUUGGUUUGGUUUUUAGACUUUUAAUUCACUGUUUGACAAUGUGCCUUUUACUAAAUUGUGUCAAAAAUGUAAUGAAUGUAGGAGUAUAAAAAGGUUGGUUGGUUUCUGCUAUCUCAGAUUCUAUAUCCUUGAACUUGAUAGUGUGAAAUUGCAUACUUUUCAUAAAACACUUCCAGGUCUGGCUUUGAUUGCACAAUUACAGUAGCUACUUCUUUACUGCUAAUGCUAAAUCAAAUGAAGGGCACUUUCUAUUGAUGACUACUUUUUGAAAAUGUCUUCUAUUUACACUUAAGCUGUAUUUCACUUUACAGCGAUUGUCUUUUGGAGGCCAGGGUUUUGCAUAUCACAGGAAGCCUUAGUGUGCAACUCUGUGCUGUGCUUUAAAAUAAAAACCUUUCAAGAAGUAUGAGAUCUCUAUGGAAAUGUGGAUUUAUUUUUGUGUAAAGCCCAAAAUAUUGUCCAGGAAAACUAAUUUUCUAUUUUUUUUGCAUUUUGUAACAUAAACUAGUGGCUGAUGCAUAUUUCUAGAUCUAGCAUAUUUCUGGAGACCAAAACAUGUCAGAAAAUAAAUAUAUGGAGAGACUGGUGUUUAAAGUCUGAUGAAUGUACUUCUAUUUAUUUUGGUGAAUGGGUGUGAUGCAAUAUUAAGGUGUUAGCGUGUAAAUAAGGGUGCUUUUAGUUUUAGCCAAUGAUUUUCUCUUUUCUUUGGGGAUAUCAUUUGUGCACAAUGUCUUUUUACACUGUGACAAAUCAGGUUAAACUCGUACAUAGCUUAACUGUUUUCUGGUGCUGUCAAAGCAUAUACUUUUGCAUACACCAAAUGCAUAUAAGUUUUGCAGAGUAUGUAUACAAUAAAUUACAGGCAUUAAAAAUGUUACUGCUAUUUCUUAUUGGUUUACUUUAUGGAAGAUUUCAGAAUUCUUUUCUGCUGGUUUCUUCUGAGCUGUCACAUACAACAGCAUUGGGCUCAGCAUUCUCCAAGAAUUUUUCUUGUUCCCAUGCAGCCAGCAAGAAUGUAUGAAAAAUUAAAGGAGUCACUUAAGCAUUCUGAGAAGAUCUGAAAAUCAUUGGCAUCUCCUGCAGUUUAAGCUUGUGACAUAAUAUAUAUUUGGAUGUACAUGUAAUUUAGAAUGAUAAUAUACACCAGUGUGCCAGUUGCCUUUAAUCCCUUCCAUUUGGAGUAUCGUGUUUCAGCCUGAUGUUUCAUAAGCAGCAUCUUUCUAUGAUUCUGUUAUUCCUAUGUAAAGCAUCUGAAUGUCCCUCAUGGCUGUCUCCUAUGGAAUGGUUUACUACUUUGAUGGGUGGGGAUAAAUAUUAGUGACUGUUCUGAUCAGCUGGUCCUGUGACUCCCUUCCAAACAGGUAAUUAAAUACACAUCAUGGUGAGUCCAUAUGCAGUUCCUUUAAAACAGCAAUGCUUGCACAUUGCUGUACUUAAUUUUUUAAAUUUUAUCUCAAAUCAGUGUUUAAUCAGUGCUUCAGGAGUACCAUGAUUUGAAGGCAUGAAAUCUUGCCUUGUCUGUAAUUACCUUGUACAAAAUUCCCUUGAGACUUUUCAUGUAUCUUAAUAGCUGUAAUCAGUCACAGGUCAUUAUUUCAAUCACAUUAUAUUUUGUUCAGGUGGAGGGUGAUUCUACAUGGAGAUCUUAAUCCAGCUAGUAAAGCCGCAUUUCUUUGGAAGCAAGAAAAUCAUUUUACUCAGAUUUGGAAAAAAAAUAAUUAGAUGUUUCCCUUAUUUGAGGGCAAUCCUUAGUUGUAAUUUAUUUGAAAUAACAUUUUAGUUCCACAAGAGCAAACUUCAGUUUAGUUAUCCCAUAGAUAGCCUUUUCUUACCACUUGAAAUGCACAUGGAAGCAUUUCUCUAUUUUUCUAUGAGCCUAGGGAUCCAAAAAAACCCUUUGACAUGCUUUUAAUAUACUUUGUGGGAUGAAAUUAAAAUGGAAGAGGUUCCUGAAGUAAUGGAACAUGUCACCAG